UUUGAUUCUCUUAUUCAAAUUUUCCAUUUACUUUUUUCAUUUUUUCUUCAAUUUUAACGAGUUCAAAGAAAUCAUAAAACACACCUUUUCUCUUUGAAAAAUACAUUAACACUCAUUUUUUUUGUAUUUUUCUUUUAUCCUACAUUUUUUUUUAUCUCUUCUAUCAAAAAAUCGAGAGCAUAAUGUAUAAAUUAAACAUUAUCAUAAUAUUUUUCUUGUGUAUAGCCGCAAUUUUUACAAACGCUGCACCUCUCAAUACAGUACCACAAAAUCCCUCAUCAUCAUUAACGGCACGUUCAGCGUUAAAUCUUAAUUCAGAUGCGUCAGCUAUAUAUCAUGCUAAAAAAAGAAGAGGUAUAAUAAUUCCUGAAUUGGACUUAUCAGAUUCUGAUACGAUUAGACCAAAGAUUAUUAAGAACAGAAUGAUAAAAAGAAAUCCCAUUAAUUAUAAUGCUGCUAAUCAUUCUACAAAAGAUGCUGUUUCUCAAGAAAAACGAGCUCAAGACAAAAAACGAGCUCAAAAGAAAGAAAGAAGGUCUAUCGUUUGGAAAGUUGAUGAGAAUAUAUUAUUCAAGAGAAAUGAAAAGUAAUGGUUAAUAAUUAAGUUUCUCGUGAUUUUAUGAAAGGAAAUGAUAUUUUCCUUUUGUAUAGUAAUGAAUGAGAUUACCAUCAACAAUACCAUUAGUCCAACCAUAUACAAUUUGGAUUUAACGAGUCCAUUACCAAACAUCACGACUUUUGGAUUUGGCGACAAUAAAUUACGACAACGACAACGACAACGACAACAACAACAAUUUUCAUAUACAUAGCAUUUACAUACACAUCAUUUUUGCAUUUCAUCAUCAUCAUCAUUCAUCAUUCAUCAUUUUGCAUUUGUAUCAUAUCCAUAGAUUUCUCUUCCUAUAGAUUCCAUUAAUGAUUCUAUACAUUUUUAGAAUUAAUACAUACAUUGUAAACUUCCUGUAUAGUUUUGUGAUU
Molecule: messenger RNA, 978 nt
Organism: Rhizophagus irregularis DAOM 181602=DAOM 197198
Lineage: Eukaryota; Fungi; Glomeromycota; Glomeromycetes; Glomerales; Glomeraceae
Source: RefSeq, a predicted model, not a curated record